CGGGGCCGGUCCGCCAUGAACAGCGUCGGCGAGGCCUGCACGGAACUGAAGCGGGACUACGACCAGUGCUUCAACCGCUGGUUCGCCGAGAAGUUCCUGAAGGGGGAGGCCGGCGCCGGGGGCGACCCCCGCGUGCAGCUCUUCAAGCGCUACCCGCCCUGCGUCCAGAAAGCUAUUAAGGAGAAGGACAUACCCAUUGAAGGCUUGGAAUUCAUGGGCUCCAGCAAAGAAAAGUCUGAAAACUCUUCAUAAACCUGAUGACGGCUGCAAUUCGACCCUCUGGAGGCUGUAAAACAGCCAAACAAGGAACUCUCACUAGUAACCUGUUAGUGUGAGUGGGGAGAUACAGGGUUCCUCCUCCUUGCAAUGUCUGUCUCAUCAAUCCAGUAGCUACUGCUUCAUUUCCACUGUUACUGGAAAAUGUUUUUAUCAUGACUGCCUGUACUUCACUUCCAUGUGAAAAAAUUGGCACGUGUGGGAAAAGGAACAUGAGGGAAGAAGCGAUGCCCUCUCCAUCUGCCGAGCCGCCUCCAGCCCACGGAACCUCUGGGAUGGGGACCGUGCCAGACUCCGCGGCUCCGCCCUCCCAAGGACACCAGCGGUGCCUUUCCAGCUGAUCUGACCUCCGCUGGUGGAGGUGGCGGCCUCCUGUGCGCAGACCCUCCGGCUCGAUCUCCCUGCAAGAGCAGCCGAUCAAGCCGAGAGUUCGCGGGGGGGUCCUCCAUCUCCAGGCGGCCCGGAGCACAUCAUGGGGCAGAGUGACAGGUCUGUUGUUGACUUCCUGCACAUCGAGUAGCUCUCCUGUUUGCCUUUUUGCCGUAGGGACAAUUUCUGUGUUUCUACUACUGCAUUUGCUUUUAAAGAAAGGCAAGUACCCCCCCCUUUUUUUUUUGACAAAGGAAGGUUUGCAAAACUGUUUUACAGCUCAUGAAGCAGGUUCUUACUUGUUAAUAAAGCUAGAAAAUAAGGGCAAAGUUUGCAUCUUCAGUUGCAAAGAAGUUGUUUAUUUUCCUUACCUAAAUCACCCAGUAUUUAAAUGAGUUCCCUUUUAAAUUUCUGCCUCUAAUACCAUGAAAGAAAUUCUAGAAAUGAAAUAAUUAGAUAUUUGACAUAAGCAUUAAUAAAUCCUUACCAAUUCUGAAGGCCAAACUGAGUUUGGCCUUCAGUUAAAGCAGUUUGAGCUGGUUUAAAGUGCCUCAACUUUCCUAACAUCUUUAAGAAAGCUGGAUCCAGCAUGAUCUUGGUAAAUGCUUCUUGCAGCAGAAAAGUCCUCUUUUCAAGAACGCUGCUGCUUUUUCCUGUUAACGCUGUCAUUGAGGCAGCAAGACUUCAAAAACUUCAGACUCUUAAUAUAGCAGGAAGCUCUGAAUCCCAGCCUGUGUCACUUGCACAGGCUCCUUUCCAGCAAGCAUCAUUGCCUUGAAAAGAGUGUUCCCGCAGUUGCAGGGUCCACUUUUUUCCAGAUCAAUAGAAUGUUGAUCCAUUGGUUGAAGCAGGAAUUGACUGACUGGCUUGUCGCCCGAGCCUGACAUCGUGGCCUGAGAGGGGGACUGGCCAGGGUCGCCCAGCUGGCUUUCAUGCCUAUGGCGGGACUAGAACUUGCUGUCUCCUGGUUUCAGGCCUGGUCCUUUACCACUAAACCAAACUGGUUUUCCUAUUGCCUUUGAAAGUGUUUCGAAGAAAUACCCCAUUCUUUUGUAGGUACAGGAGUAGGUCUAGCAUCAGCAUGAUGGAGCAGAUUCAGGCUCACUAUAGCAAACUCCAUAAUUUUAUCUUCAGUUUUAGAAAAUGGAUUUUGAGAGGGAAGCCCUUAGUGGGAGAGCACUGGACUAACCCUCCCCCUGGACCCACCCUGACAAAAUACCCUUUUGCAAUGCUUUACUCUCUCCCAGAUUCACCAGGAAACGCAGCAGCAGCAGCUCUGCAAACGUGCCAAGGCAAUCUAGAACUCACUUGCCUGUGUAUAAUGGAAAAAGAGAAAAAUCUUUGGAGACUGUCACUGGAGAUGUGGAAAUAGUUUUGCAGGAGAAAGUGCCUUACAACAUGAUUGAGCAGUUGAAUGUGUGUUCUGGUAUGUGCAAUAAUGGAAAUUAAAUUAGGAGAAUAAAAUGCAAAAAUAGAAGUGACUUGUGACUUGGCUUUAAACUGGGGAUUAUGUAUUAGACAGCCUGACAGAAGACCUGUUUCUACAUCAUCAUAAUAGCUAUUUAUCCAGGAGAAAUCAUGGCAACUUGAUAUUGGAAUUCCACCCUCAAACUGAUCAUACAGCUUUGGCUUGAACAGAGUGGAGGUGCUCCAAAACUACCAGAGGGAAUAUCUGUUACUAGAGCUGCAUGAUCCAAAAUGAAUAAGGGCCACAUUUCCUCCGAUGGGACAGUCUGGAGCUAGAACCUCCUCCACCCCCAUUCUCUUUACUAAUAUCUCCCUCCCAAGGGAAAGUUACAUUUUGAUCCCCCAGGCCAACUGCUGCAACAGGGUGAUGCGUCUCCUGCUAGUCUUUCUGCAGCUUUUAGUACAUUAGUACAGCCACCUACUAAUACUGUACCCUGCUCCCCUUUGGUCCCAGAGACGUAUCUCACCACAAAAAUAAAGAUCUGGGUAAGAUGCAAUUACAUACAACAGCUAUUUAUCACAUUGUGAAUUUUUUUUUAAGCAGUACUGGGUCUUUGAAAGGACUUCAGA
Messenger RNA from Python bivittatus (Burmese python), 2682 nucleotides. The record is from RefSeq and is a predicted model, not a curated record. NCBI's taxonomy places the organism in Eukaryota, Metazoa, Chordata, Lepidosauria, Squamata, Pythonidae.